Molecule: messenger RNA, 1522 nt
Organism: Brassica oleracea var. oleracea
Lineage: Eukaryota; Viridiplantae; Streptophyta; Magnoliopsida; Brassicales; Brassicaceae
Exons: 9
Coding region: 74-703 (209 amino acids)
Source: RefSeq, a predicted model, not a curated record
CCAGCUUCAUUUCCGCUUGAUUCAUUUCUGGGAGGCUUGGAACCCUCUAAAGAAGACGCUUAUUGGCAUUGAGAUGCUUCUAAUCGACGAACAGGAAACUGUUAUCCAAUGCUUCAUUUCGCCAGGACGUAUUGAGAGAUAUUUGCCUAAAAUGAAGCCUGGAUCAGUUUACAAACUCAACAAUUUCUACGGAUCAAGAAACAAGUCGGUGUAUCGGGUUUCUGAUCAUGCCGUGACGGUGUCGUUCUCAUGGAACUCUGAACUCUCUGUUCUUGAAGACAGUCCCACCCAUUUUGAUGAAGACAGAUUCCGAUUUCAUUCCUUUGAGGAUUUCCAAGCUAGCUGCGAUCGCAAAGGAGACCUCUACGAUGUUGUCGGCCACAAGAAGCUGGUUAAUGGACAGAGUUUCAUUGGGACCCCAGUCCUUGACGAAGUGGAGAUAGCAAGGGCGAGGCAUGUUCUGGUUCAUGUGCAGUCACACGAUGGACCUGUGAUGAAGCUCUACCUUUGGGACCAGGCUGCAAAAGAGUUUUACAAAAAAUUCAAAUCAUACGAAAACACCCCCACCGUGUUAUUGGUGGCGACCGUUAACACUAAGAGUCUCGGAGGUACUCUUGCCCUGACUUCAAUGUCAUCCUCACUUUUUUUUUAUGGACUACGAUGUCCAACCUACGAUCGACUACUUCGGCUGGUUGGGCUCUAACCCACAGAGUGCUGAGGAGGUUAAUGCCGAAGUGGUUACUAAACGGGAGACACUGACCAUAGGAGAAAUAUUCUCCUACAUCAAGCAGGGAUCUACUAAGGAGGCUUUUUUUGAGUGGACGGCUACGAUUGAUGAUGUGGUACAUGGCUCAACCUGAUAUUACAUAUCAUGCAGUGGGUGCCAUACUAAGGUUACGAAAGGCCCAACUUCGUUGAUGUGUUUGAAAUGUGGGAAAGUCAAAAUAUCUGGAGUAGCACAGUACCGUGCACAGAUAUCUGUAUAUGACAACAGUGAACAAGCUGUUUUUGUACUGCUUGGGGAUGCUGGUUUUGAGUUGAUUGGGAAGCAUGCUUCCGAAUUAGUCAGCAACUAUUUUGAGGCUAAUGGAAACCAAGGAGUUACCCAAGAGGUGCCUGUCCCGGAAGCUUUACUCAGCACCAUCAGCCAGAAACAUAACUUUUGUGUGAAAGUUACAAAGCACAACUUAGAUGGGAAGUCUCGAUCUUUAACUGUGACCAAGAUUCUCCAUCUGGACACUCCACCAGUCACAGAAGCUUCGGAAGGAAACAACAAUUCUGCAGAGGGGAGUAAGAGAACUAAUGACAUUGAUGAGAUGGGGAAAGCUAAACGCCUCAAGUGUGGGAAGUAGAGCUUCCGUGUGUCGUUUGAUAUCUUGCAAGGGAUUGCAUUUUAAGUGUUUCUUUCCAGCUUAUUAUUGACUCAUGGUUUCUUUCAGUCUUUCUAAAUUUUUUUAAAUACUCUGAAUGAUUAUGUUUUGAUAAUCAUGUGUUGCACUAUUGUUCUACUUCUUACGGAUUA